AUGCCCCAGCUUUCCCAAGAGAACCAAGAGUGCCUCCAGAAACAUUUCUCCAGGCCAUCUAUGUGGAAGCAAUUUCUGCCCCUGCCUCAGGCUGAGGGAUAUAAUGCAAACAUUCAGCAAGCCAUGGAAAAUGAAGGUGGGACCAAGGCUGGGCAUGAUGUCCAGACGCGGCCGCCCCCGAAGCUCCCAGACUCGCCCGCUGCCCCGAAGCUGCUCAGCCUCCUUUCCAGCACGCUCUCCGACCUCGCGCGGGUCUUCUCUCACCUUCUCCGGCGACACCCUGCUGAGGCUCCCCAGCGGCGCCUGGACUUCUCCUUCCCGCUUCCAGCCCUGCCGGUGGCUGGGCUCUGGCAGAGGCACGAGGAGCGGCCGGGUCGCCUCUCGCUCCUGCUCGGGGCAGCUCUGGCACUGCCCGGCCGACCCCCAAGGGGACACCUGCCCAGGGAAGAGGACGCCAGCGCUGGGCAGAGCUCGCCCAUGCCCCCGAUGGGAUCGGAACGGACGGAGAUGCAGAAGCGGCAGAUGCCUGCAGCCCAGGGGACAGCGGGCCCCACCCCCGGCCAGCACGGCGUGGGGACCCGAGGGCCCAAUGCUUGCUGCUUCUGCUGGUGCUGCUGCUGCAGCUGUUCUUGUCUCACUGUUAGAAACCAAGAAGAACAGAGAUCCAGGAGGGCUUCCUAUGAACUCAGAAGAGAAGACCUUCCAACCUGUGAAGAAAGCCCAAGUCCCACUCUGGAGGAAGCCAGCGCCUGGGCACAGUCCUUCGACAAGCUCAUGCUCACUCCGGCGGGCAGGAACGCUUUCCGCGAAUUCCUCCGAACAGAAUUCAGUGAAGAAAACAUGCUUUUCUGGAUGGCGUGUGAGGAACUGAAAAAAGAAGCUAACAAAAACAGUAUUGAAGAGAAAGCCAGGAUAAUCUAUGAAGACUACAUUUCUAUUCUUUCUCCUAAAGAGGUCAGCUUAGACUCCCGAGUAAGAGAAGGCAUCAACAGGAACAUGGUGGAGCCAUCCCAACACAUAUUCGAUGAGGCCCAGCUUCAGAUUUACACCUUAAUGCACAGAGACUCAUAUCCCCGGUUCAUGAACUCUGCUCUCUAUAAAGACUUGCUUCAGUCCUUAUCUGAGAAAUCAGUUGAAGCAUAGGAUAUCAAACAUAUUUAUUAUUAAUAAAAUAAUAAAAGACUCACGGACUAUGUCUAGUACAGGGAAUUAAGAGGUAGUAGUAUCUUCUGCUAGAGUAAUACUGGGGCUACUUUAAUAACAGAUGCUGCCUUCUACAGAAGGCUAUAUAGUCACAAUGUAAAUUGCAGCCACCUUUAGUGAUCCUUUUGAAAAAAUAGGGUAUGGCUGUCUUAGAAAGGUAGUAUAUUUACAAUAACAGUUGC
Ceratotherium simum simum (southern white rhinoceros) is the source of this 1385-nucleotide messenger RNA. It is a transcript of the gene RGS20, whose product is annotated as regulator of G protein signaling 20. The record is from RefSeq and is a predicted model, not a curated record. Lineage: Eukaryota; Metazoa; Chordata; Mammalia; Perissodactyla; Rhinocerotidae.